Messenger RNA from Ananas comosus (pineapple), 928 nucleotides. RefSeq names its product electron transfer flavoprotein subunit beta, mitochondrial. The coding region runs from base 1 to 522 and encodes 173 amino acids. The record is from RefSeq and is a predicted model, not a curated record. Gene Ontology annotation, molecular function: electron transfer activity. NCBI's taxonomy places the organism in Eukaryota, Viridiplantae, Streptophyta, Magnoliopsida, Poales, Bromeliaceae. Gene Ontology annotation, cellular component: cytosol. The transcript is spliced from 5 exons.
AUGGCUUUUGGAAAGCAAAAAGUACUCAUACUCGGCCCCCUCCUCCCCCUCUCCGUCGCCAAGAUCCUCCGCGCCCUCGCCCAGGCCGAGAACCCCGGCCUCCUCAUCCUCGGCAAGCAGGCAAUUGAUGAUGACUGCAACCAAACAGGACAAAUGGUAGCCGGACUGCUUAAGUGGCCACAAGCAACCUUUGCCUCAAAGGUAAUAUUGGAUAAGGAAAAACAAGAAGUAACAGUUGAAAGAGAGGUGGAUGGCGGCCUUGAGACACUUUGCUUGGAUUUGCCAGCAGUAAUAACCACCAAUUUGAGACUAAACCAGCCAAGAUAUGCAACACUUCCCAACAUAAUGAAGGCAAGAUCAAAGGUUAUUAAAAAAGUCACUCCACAAGAACUGAAUGUGGAGAUAAAGUCGGACUUAGAGGUGGUUGAAGUCACAGAACCACCUAAAAGGAAAGCGGGUGUUAUGGUUUCUUCGGUGGAUGAGCUCAUCGACAAGUUGAAAACUGAAGCUCGUGUCUUGUAGGAAAUAUUUGCUAUAUUCAUUUACAUUGAGUUGUCCAUGUUGGCAUUUAGGAGAGCAGGAAAAUUUGAGCUUAGCAGUCUUCUAAGUAAUAUUUGCAUGAGUUGCUGCAUGUAAGAUGUCUUUUCAGAAUUUCUGAAAAUAAAUCAAGAAGAAAAUAGUUUUCACGCAUGCUCUCACUUAGUUUUCAACCUUUGAGUUCCCUUACUAGUUACAAGCAGCCUAGCAGAUAGAGUUAGGUUCUAUUAGAAGCUCAUUUUCUUGUUACACCAUAGCAAUUUUUCUGAGCGAGCUCGGAACAAGUUGUGAAUGGGGAUGAGGUAUGCACAAUAAAAAAUGCAAUACAUAUACUUUCAUGUAACAUCAACUUACUGUUACUUUACUAAUGCAAAUGAUUACAAAUGAUUUA